AUGCAGUUCCACCAGCUUCAGAUUCCCACACCUUGUACAAAGCGAUCCAUGGAUGAGGAGCAGCUGUGCCUUCGACUCCACAAGCGGCUACGAAUUGGAAGUCCUUCGGCUCACACUCGUGGCUACUCGCAGGCGAACAGUUUCCUACAGCAGCUUCACACAGAGCAAAUGUCAAGACGGCAGCACUUGCGACGGCCUUCCAAUGAUGCAAGUAUGAGCAACCAGGCGUUUACUGCAAGUGGACAUGCUGCUGUCUCAGACUUCGGGGCAAUGACUCAUUUUGUGCUUGGGGACGUGGUGCAGUGCUCACAUGGAGCAAUGGGUCGAUGUUUGCAAUGCACCGGUCGCCUCGUGCAAAACGUUCCAUUGCAAUUAUACAGUGAUUGGUGCGGAGCUUUCAGCUCACCUGCUUCAUCUUCAACGACACCCCAGCGACUUCAGGGGGGGAACUCUGUCAGGGAACUGACUUUUCCUUCAAUGGCCGCACUGAUUGCCUGCUUGAGCCCAGAGCCGGGUGAGAGGCUCUUGCAUCUCGCCAGUGGGUUGGCACGUGUUGUUGGUGCUUGGGUGCUUCUAGUUCCACGAGGUGUGGCGUGUGGUGUGGAGAGCAACACCAAUCUACAUGAGGCCGCCAAUGCAGCCUUGGAACGAAUGGACUUGGAGGUCCAGCAGCGAAUUCUGCUUCAUCAUGGUUGCCUUUUGGAGAUGCAGUCUGACUGGCAUCAGGCCGGUGUCAUUCUGGUGAGCGGUGAAGCAUUGGAUGAUGUACGGGUUGAGAAAGUGGCAAAAGGCCUAGAGAGGACACAGCCUGGAACCCGUAUCGCGUCUAUUGGUCGGCCUUUGUUAGAUCCUUCCAGAAGUAGUGCACUUCAGUUCAUCCGCCAGGCGCCUUAUCGGACAGUUGGUUCGGGCAAUACGCCUGUGUUCAUUUACCGGAAGCCUGGCAUCUGA
Molecule: messenger RNA, 951 nt
Organism: Durusdinium trenchii
Lineage: Eukaryota; Dinophyceae; Suessiales; Symbiodiniaceae
Source: the annotation of a GenBank genome assembly